Molecule: messenger RNA, 330 nt
Organism: Mucor mucedo
Lineage: Eukaryota; Fungi; Mucoromycota; Mucoromycetes; Mucorales; Mucoraceae
Exons: 3
Coding region: 1-330 (109 amino acids)
Source: RefSeq, a predicted model, not a curated record
AUGCCCAAGUUCAUGAUCGGUCUUGUUGCUUUGGUGACGGAUGUUGAUGGAGAUGGAAACUGCGGCUUCCAAACUAUAGCUGCAUCAGUUGGAAAAGAAGACGUUCUAAGAACAGCAAUUUCUGUUGGUGUUGAAGUCAAUGAUAACAACAAAACACACUACCUUUCGUACAUUUUUGCUGAUUGUAUCAUGGAGUAUGAAGAAUUAUUAAAAAGUAUUAACCUAUCGUAUAGAGGUGGUUGUGAAAUCAACAAUUGGAUGAUCAUGAACUCCACAGAAUCGCUCUAUACAAAACAUUACACUCUCAAGAAACAACAAACUCCACUUUGA